Molecule: messenger RNA, 264 nt
Organism: Macrosiphum euphorbiae (potato aphid)
Lineage: Eukaryota; Metazoa; Arthropoda; Insecta; Hemiptera; Aphididae
Source: the annotation of a GenBank genome assembly
AUGCCUAAUACUGGUUGUGAAUUUGUGACGUGUGUGCACGAUAUCGUUGGCGAAGGACAAAAGUUGUACCAGAAGUUACCGAAAAGCCAACAGAGAUUCGCGAUCGAUUGCACUGCUGCGUCGUGCCCCACUAACAUCCAUUGCGAUUUUCAGUUACUGCCAGUUAUACAACAGCUGUGGUCAUACCUGUUCAAUGCGAUUUACUGCACUUGGUCGGUUGACUGUGAAAAUGUCAGCCGACCGAGUGAAAACGGUCCAGGAUAA